AAUUGCAGAUUUUCUUCCUGGUUGGCAAGACAGGCAGUUCUUACAUUGCCCAAACUUAUGAGAGCUUUUGAGUCAUGCACUACUCCAAAUCCAGUGUCAGUUCAAACAUCAAAAGUGUGGGAUAUAGCUGGCUGGAUAACUCAGUAUCUGAACAAAAUGUGUAACCAUUCAUACCCCCACAUAUUUAAGAUAAUCAAGAAAGAUGAGAAAACAAGACUGUUUUACAAAAAAUGGUCAACUGACAAGACUUGGCAAGAACCAGAGGAGCAGCUUCUACUUAGUGUUCCCACAGACUCUCCAAAAAUAAUAAUUCCUGACUACAACAAAAUAGACCUGGCCAAGCUAAAAAACGAUAUCACUGGUUCAUUUUCAUAUUUCAAGAGAGAGGAAGAUAAAAAGUGGUGGACUGAUUUUUUCACAGAUCUUUCUAGUAAUAAUGAAUCUCCUGAAGAAGCAGUGUGGCCAUUAAGUGAUUUAAUUGAGAAAGCCAAGGAAAGAGAUAUGAAAGAAACUUCUGACACAAGACAAUUAAGUGACUCAGAGUUGAGUGAUGUGUCAGAUGAAGAUGAACCAAUUCCUCAGCUUGUUGUUGGAAAGAAGAAAUCUGGUAGCCAAGGGGAUAACAGUACAAUUGUUGUAAGUGUUGGGGAGAUGGUUCUUCUAAACUUAGCAGAAUAUGAAAAGGAGUGGCCUCAAGUUGCCCAAGUGAUCAAUUCUGAUGAGGAGACCUGCAUGAUCCAUUGGUUCAGAGGAUCCCAAACCAAACCAUGGAAGCCAUGUAGUAGAGCGAUACCAGGGAAAAAAGGAAAACGUGAAGCCUGGACACAGACAAUCAAUAUAACAGAAAUCAUAAGGAACAGUUUUUGUUUAACAAAGGGGGGUUUCUUACCUAAAAAUGUAAAAGAGUUUUGUAAAAGUCAUGAACUUCAAGCCAAGAUUUAAGAAUUAUCAAUGCUUAAUAUUAUAAUUUAAUAUGCAUAUUUAUUGGAAAAACAGUUAUUUUAAAUUUUGGAAGUUUAUCAAUAUUAUCAA
Messenger RNA from Mytilus trossulus (common blue mussel), 1032 nucleotides. RefSeq lists its product as uncharacterized. Lineage: Eukaryota; Metazoa; Mollusca; Bivalvia; Mytilida; Mytilidae. The record is from RefSeq and is a predicted model, not a curated record. Bases 58 to 942 code for a protein of 294 amino acids. The transcript has 4 exons.